Messenger RNA from Siniperca chuatsi (mandarin fish), 4136 nucleotides. It is a transcript of the gene stk24b, whose product is annotated as serine/threonine kinase 24b (STE20 homolog, yeast). The record is from RefSeq and is a predicted model, not a curated record. The transcript is spliced from 11 exons. Gene Ontology annotation, biological process: protein phosphorylation. NCBI's taxonomy places the organism in Eukaryota, Metazoa, Chordata, Actinopteri, Centrarchiformes, Sinipercidae. Gene Ontology annotation, molecular function: protein kinase activity; ATP binding. The coding region runs from base 766 to 2064 and encodes 432 amino acids.
GCACCGACAAGAUGGCCGAGAGUACGGGACGAAAGUGAGGGAGCAAACAAAAACACUGGCGAGCAAUCCUUGCCGCAGAUGCCGGACCUGUAGAGCUGCUGAAGGGAAAGAUAAAAGCUGGGUAAUCGGUUUAUUCAAGACUCCGUUCUGUGGGUGACAUUUGCGGUAUGCAGACAAAUUGUGCCAGCUCGCUGACGGAACGUUUGUCAGGUUGUCUGCGUUGGCUAGCUAGCUAGCGGGCUAACCAUGUUAGCUAGCUGACAACACCGUUAGCGAGAGAAUACGCUUUCAGAAAGUGACAGAUAGUUAAUUUUAAAAUAAAUAGUUGUUGUUACUUCUUCGUUUCUGAAAAUAAAAAAAAUAUUUCAGCAGCAUAACUUCCCUGAGUGGGAAAUCGGAUUUAACGCUCUAGUUAACGUUUAGCCAGCUGGUUAGCAAACUAACAUUGCGGAUGUCUUGUUUGCAGCUUCAGAGUUAGCAUUAGCAAACGUCUGUUAGCUUGCUCAGCUGUUUUGGAUGACUUCGGGUUGUUCCGACACAAGAAAGGUACACCAGCGUGUGUGGAAGGACAUUUGUCUCUGUGAAAGGACAUUUUUCUCUCUACAUAAAAGUACCUGAGACGGUUCUCAGUAGGCCUGUGUAACCAGGUGUCCUGGAGGAUUGCUAACAAUAACGGUACCACAGCCGGGACUGUAAACAUAAGUCAAGCCGAGGAAAUCUCAGCCCUGCGUUGUUGGACGAGGCGCAAAACCAGUCAGCAUCACCAUGGCCCAUUCUCCUGUUCAGGGUAACCUGCCGGGGAUGCAGAAUGCCAAAGCUGACCCGGAGGAGCUGUUCACCAAGCUGGAGCGAAUUGGCAAGGGUUCGUUUGGCGAGGUGUUCAAAGGCAUCGACAAUCGGACCCAGAAAGUAGUGGCCAUCAAGAUCAUAGACCUGGAAGAAGCAGAGGACGAGAUCGAGGACAUUCAGCAAGAGAUCACAGUGCUGAGCCAGUGUGACAGCCCCUUUGUCACCAAGUACUACGGCUCAUACCUGAAGGACACAAAGUUAUGGAUCAUUAUGGAGUAUUUAGGUGGAGGCUCAGCAUUAGAUUUGAUGGAGCCUGGAGCUCUGGACGAGACCCAGAUCGCCACCAUCCUGAGAGAGAUCCUCAAGGGCCUGGAGUAUCUGCACUCUGAGAAGAAGAUCCACAGGGAUAUCAAAGCUGCCAACGUGCUGCUGUCCGAGCAGGGAGAGGUGAAGCUGGCAGAUUUCGGUGUGGCCGGACAGCUCACCGACACUCAGAUCAAGCGCAACACCUUUGUUGGCACGCCCUUCUGGAUGGCCCCCGAGGUCAUCAAACAGUCGGCCUAUGACUCUAAGGCUGAUAUCUGGUCUCUGGGCAUCACAGCCAUCGAGCUGGCGAAAGGUGAGCCGCCCCACUCAGAGCUCCACCCCAUGAAAGUUUUAUUCCUCAUCCCAAAGAACAACCCGCCCACAUUGGAGGGCAACUACAGCAAACCACUCAAGGAGUUUGUCGAGGCCUGUCUCAACAAAGAGCCCAGUUUUAGGCCAACUGCCAAAGAACUGUUGAAGCAUAAGCUGAUCGUUCGCCAUGCGAAAAAGACUUCCUACCUGACUGAGCUGGUGGACAAGUACAAGAGGUGGAAGGCAGAGCAGUCUAGAACCACAGAGUCCAGUUCUGAUGAGUCUGACUCAGAGCAGGAUGGCCAGGCGUCAGGCGGGAACGACUUUGGCAGUGAUGACUGGAUCUUCACCAUCCGAGAGAAGGACCCCAAGAAGCUGCAGAACGGGGAGGGACAGUCGGGGGCAACAGACCAGACAAAAGACAUUCCAAAGAGGCCUUAUUCACAGAGCCUGGCCACAGUCAUCUCUCCUGCAUUAGCUGAGCUGAAGGCAAGACAGGAGCAGGUGAAUGGGAACCCCAUGGUCCUGGAUGAGCUACGGGAGGCCAUCCUUCUGGCUGAGGAGGCUUACCCCGGUAUCUCCGAUUCCCUGGUGGCUCACAUGGUCCACAGGCUCCAGAGUUUCUCCACAAGCAGGAUGUCCUCCUCCUCCCCCUAGUAAUUGGGUCUCUGCCCCAGCCCUGCUCUCCCAGGCCCCCACCCCCCCAACACCACAGCCAGGUCAGAGGGUUAAAAGCCAGGGGUCAAGUCAUUCCAUACCAGCUGACCACGUUUGACCUCCCGUGUGGGGGGGGGCUAACCUAGCCUGUAAAAAUGAACUGAACUCCAAAGCAGAGGACAACAGAGAAACUCUGGAGAGCUUCUUUUUGACACUUAUGAGAGGAGAAGCUCGGGGGGCAGCAGCACCCGUGGAAUCGGCUGUGAUGGGACAAGACUCAGAGUCAGAGCAACCCAGCAGAAAAACAAUAACAACAGCCAAGCCAGACUGUGGGCUCUGUAUGUGCGAGACUUCUCCAGCCUCACACCAUGGAGUCUCUAUAUGGACUUUGCUCGACGAGGAGCUGAAAAUCUCCCUCAAAUCCAAGACAAGACUUCAAUCCCCCUCUUAAUGCAGGCGUCAUAUCCCCAGAACCUCUGAAAGCAUGCUUGAUGAACCUGCAGGGAUAUUAUGUCCGUGUGCAAGCUGUGUGUGUGUGCGUGCUUAAAUGCACAACAUGUUGUGUGUGGGCACCUGCGAGCGCGUCUGUGUGUGUGCACGUGUGCUCUCGCGUAUGUAAGACUCCCUGUUAAGGCAAAUUGCAGCAUUCUUAAUGAAACCUCAGGUAAAGUGCUUUAAGUGGACUUUGUCCUCCGAGGCAGUGGGAGGGGGCGGUGGGGGUCGCCAUGCUGUACAUGAUUACAAGUUGUCAUUGCGGGAAAUGAAUCACUGUGUACAAAAUGGUCAUGCGCAUUUUGUAGAUAUUGAUAAUGUUUAAAAGUAGAUAUUUAAAGAUUUCAAAAAGUUCAACAGAGAACAGAAAAUGCCUUGCCUUUUUGAGAUACACACAUCUAUGUUCUGGCAUUUCAUCUGAGAUUUAGUUUGUUUUCUUUUACUCGUUGGUGAGUGAAAUUCAGUUCAGUAUUCAUCAGUGUUUUCUUUCAAAGUGACUGAGUUCCAAUCUUCUAUUUCAAUCACCUGCUGAAUCAUCGAACUAACUAUGAUACUAAGCUUACUUUGUUUAGAGGCAGAAGCUUUUCCUUUGUUUUUGUAGUCAGGGGGGAAAACUCCUACCUGUACUUAUGUUUAGGCAGUUUAAGUCAGUUUAGAAAUUGUUUAGGACAAGAAUGAAGGUAGUUCUGUGUCGGCACUGGCUCUUAAAUAAGAAUAACAAUACUGAGUGAAGCCGAGGACAAUUACAAGGGGGAACCACUAUGGGCGGUUGAUACUGAUAUCAUGUGAAGUAUUAUUUUUCCUUGGCUUGUAAUUUAUCUUUAGCACUACUUAAAAACUACAGUGGGGGCGAGGAAUAACUGGAAAGCACCAUCGUAGGCAAUCACAUCAUGACACUUGCUCAUGGCCAAACUAAACAGUAGAUCAGGACAAGCCAAGCUGCAGAAAUCAAUGCCAUCCUUAUUUCCUCACUCCAGACAUUUCUGUUCUCACUACCACACCAUGCUAGAAGUGCCAUGUCCUCUUUUAUGCUUUCACCAGAUGUUUGUAGUAUGAUUUGCACCUUUUUGUUUUUAAAAAAAAAUUUCAGAUCAGUUUUUUGCACUUUGAAAGUGUGUCAAGUAUUUAAAGAAACCUGUAAGAGGGGGAAAAAAUGAAAAAAGUUGCUAAUAGCCAUGUUUUACUAUAUAUGUUUACUUAAGAGUUCCAGAAUUUACUACUGUGCUAAUGCAGCAAUAAUGUUGAGGAGUUGCAUCAUGACGCACUUGUCAACACAGGGAUUGAAAGAAAUUAAGAAAUAUCUAAUAUUUUUAUAACUGCGAAGAGUUAAGUAUGGAAAUAUGGAAUGCUUUAUGGAUAUGGGCACCUGCCUCCGGCAAAAAAAUAUCUAUACCUUACAGAAAAACAUAUGCUACGGAAAUAACUACAAAAUGUGUACAUUUGGUCUCCUUUAUCAUAGCUGACAGUUUAUAGUACUGUAUAUAAUCUUUGCUUGUGUCAUUUGAGAAUCCCCAAGUUAAAUGUAAGCUCCUUGUAAGCUUUCAAAGUGACAUGAGAAAUAAAGAUCUAAUGCUAACUGA